GCGUGGACUGAGUUCAGGGAGGCAGGUCCGGUUUCCUGCCGGGGUGAACACGUGGUUCCGUGUCUCGCUGUGUGUCAGUGCGAGAGAUUUUCGGAGCCCCCCUCUCUUUACCCCAGCUAGCUCGCAUUCAUUUUCACGCUCUUUAUUCCUCUGCCUACCCACACCCCCUAUCUCUCUUCAUUCCUUGCCCCCCCCUCUCUUUCCAACACCCCGGACGAUAAGAACCGCCUCCGACGAAAAAACAGACAGGAGUUGAGUGUGCGUUGCGUUCGGGAGCCUGCCAUCCGAACCGAUUCAUCUCGUUUGCGGGUCAUGACGCUCGAAGCGAUCCGUUACCGGGCCGGGUCUCUGCAGAUCCUCAACCAGCUGCUUCUUCCGCACGAGACUGUGUUCGACGAGGUCCGCACGGUUCAGGACGGAUAUGAAGCGAUCAAGUCCAUGAAGGUGCGCGGCGCUCCCGCCAUCGCCAUCGUGGGCUGCCUGAGCCUGGCGGUGGAACUCCACGCGGGCGCCGGUGGAAACGACCCCGUGACCUUUAUCCGGGAGUCCCUGUGCCACCUGACGUCGGCGAGACCCACCGCCGUCAACAUGGGCCGAGCCGCCCGAGAACUGAUGGAGUUUGCCGAGAAUGAGAGCAUGGAGAAAACUACAGAGCAACUGAGGGAGAGUGUGAUUGGCUGGAUCGAGGAGAUGCUGGAGCGCGACGUCAACGACAACAAGAAGAUCGGCAACUACGGAGCGCAACACAUCCUGUCUGGCGUCCCGCGAGACUCGGUCACCAUCCUCACGCACUGCAACACAGGCUCGCUGGCCACCGCCGGAUACGGGACCGCCCUGGGUGUGGUACGUUCCCUCCACGCUCUGGGACGUCUGAGGCGUGUUUAUUGCACGGAGACCAGGCCGUACAACCAGGGCGCCAGGCUGACGGCGUACGAGGCUGUCGCCGAGGGAUUCCCCGCCACCCUCAUCACAGACAGCAUGGCGGCUCUCACCAUGAGGGAGAGGGGCAUCACAGCUGUGGUCGUUGGCGCGGACCGGGUAGUCGCCAACGGUGACACGGCCAACAAGAUCGGCACGUACCAGCUGGCCAUAGCCGCGAAGCACCAUGGCAUCCCGUUCUACGUGGCGGCGCCCAGCACAUCGUGCGACCUGAGUCUGGAGAGUGGCCGCGACAUUGUCAUCGAGGAGCGCCCCGCCGAGGAGCUCACCAGCAUCAACGGAGUGCCCAUCGCUGCCCCAGGUAUAGACGUGUGGAACCGGCGUUUGAUGUGACCCCCCAUCAGCUGAUCACAGGGGCAUCAUCACGGAGUUGGGGGUGUUUCUGCCCUCAGAGCUGCAGGCAGCACUCACCGGUCGCCUCACCGCGCUGUAGGGGGACAGCGCCCACUGCUGGCCACCAAGCGCUACUGCAUCUUCAUUUUCUGGGCCAGUUUACUCGAAUGGGACUUAAACGUCCAAUAUUGUCACACGCGCACACAGAUGUGGAAGUCAAAUUUUGUUUUUUUUUUACCAACACUCAGUGUUACACAGACACAGAAAUCACAUGUUUUGCAGUUAUGCG
Esox lucius (northern pike) is the source of this 1561-nucleotide messenger RNA. It is a transcript of the gene mri1, whose product is annotated as methylthioribose-1-phosphate isomerase 1. Bases 313 to 1272 code for a protein of 319 amino acids. The transcript has 6 exons. Gene Ontology annotation, molecular function: S-methyl-5-thioribose-1-phosphate isomerase activity. Lineage: Eukaryota; Metazoa; Chordata; Actinopteri; Esociformes; Esocidae. The record is from RefSeq and is a predicted model, not a curated record.